UUGAGAUGUGCCAGUCUCCUUGCACCACUUUGAGAUCUCAAAUAAACUUUGAUUGCUUCUCCACCCUGGUGUGUUUAUUGGCGCAAAGCACACCGGGCAACGAACCCCACUGUUGCUGUCCUCGGGCACUCUGUGCUGGCAACAGUUCUUGGCGCCCAACGUGGGGCUCGAGGCUGAAAUUUAGCCUUGCCUGGACCCCUCUCAGAGGUCGACAGAUUGCGGCGACGCCCGACACCCAGUGCGCACCGGUGACUUUACUGGGGGCCUCGGCGGAGACGUGGUUUGGUCGACCCCGGAGGGCACAACGUGCUCGUACAGUGGAGAAGCAGCUGCGGGCGACGGUGAGGAACCGGUCCCGUGGAGAGGGCAACGGUGAGGAAUCAGUCCCUUGGAUAAGGUAUACCAAAGAUUUGCAGCCUCUCCCGCUGGAUGCCCCUGUCCACUCCUUGCAGCCAGGUGACUCCAUUCUCGUUCGGACCUGGAAGGACGAGCCUCUCCAAGAGAAGUGGAAGGGACCCCACACCGUCCUGCUGAUCUCCCACACAGCAGCAAAGGUCGAAGGACACAAGAACUGGAUUCAUCACUCUCGUCUGAAAGCAGUGCCCGCUCCUGAACGGUGGACCGUCCAGCCUGCAGAGAAGACUGCCAGCAACGAUCUGGGACUUAAACUGUUAUUCAGGUGACAAUAGUGUCUGCUGGGAAUGCCCUGUGAUCUCUUUGGACAGUUGCAGCGCACUCCCCGCGAGAACUCUGAGCGUUGGUUGUGUUUAUUUUCACAGGGCUGGCCUAACCUGGUGGCCUGGUCCCUUUUGUUUUUAAUCUGCCUGCUAUUGGUAAUUGUUAUUUUGUGGGUAUUUGGGGAAUUGUAAUUGUUAGGCCCUAGGGUUACCUGCCCAGCAUGGAAACAGGUCCAGGGUCUGCCACUGUGUUACUCUUUGCCACAGGGGCACUCCUCUCAUUAACUCCCGUUUCCCCCCAGGCACAUGCGGGAUGGAGAAAAAUCCCUACUAGCUUGGAAACAAACACACAUGAGUCCCUGAAGGUUUGCUUUGCCCAAGAGUUUAACCUCUCUAACUUCUGGGUGUGCUCCCAAAUCCCGCACCACGCAGCAGGGUUACCCUGGAGGGUAGUUCCCCAAAAUUGGUCAGAUAUCUGUUGGGGAUUGGUCCUGCUUUGAGCAGGGGGUUGGACUAGAUGACCUCCUGGAGUCCCUUCCAACCCUGAUAUUCUGUGAUUCUGUGAUGGUUCAGUAGGGGGAAAAAUACCUCGGGUACCCCCUUGUGGCAAAACUGUACCAUUGAAUCCCAGUAUGCAUUAAGGGACGACCCCUGGAAGCCGUAGGCUAACUCAACGCAUCUCCCUUUCCCUAUUAGGCUGCGGUCAGUGGCCCCCGGGUUGGUGUGCUAUCGACAGUUUAAGUCCAGCAAUCACACCUGGUCCGCUGGUAAUAGCACCUGUCAGUAUUAUUUAUCCCCUAACAGUAACGCCUCCAUCCCUGUCUAUGUUAAUGGCAGAUCCGACUCUACUGCCCGAUUCGGAACGUUUAAUGACAGACAAACAGAUAGGUGGAGUAGCGGCUAUAAUGGCUUGAUAGGGAAUGGCCACUCCUUUUACAUUUGCGGUACCUCUGCCUAUAAGUGGCUACCGCAUCGGUGCUAUGGAAGCUGCUAUCUAGGAUAUCUUGCCCCUCCCCUUCGUGUCCUCCCUAAACUGCCCCCUGGCCGCCCCAGGCAGCGUAGAUCUUUCUAUGCCACCCCAGAGCCAUUAAGGAAGGAGACAGGUUGGGUAUGAUCCUCCUCCCAUCCUAUGGGGUGGGAUGGUUAACCCAAUUUUAUCGUAGGCUCUUUGUGUUUCUCACCAAGUAUGCCAAUGAGACCCUGGCCAUAGAGAAAAGCCUUAACUCAGAGCUUUACCAGCUCCAGUUGCUGUCCCUGCAAAACAGACAAGCCGUAGAUUAUGUUUUAGCCUCCCAGGGCGGGGUGUGUGCCCUUAUUUGGAAUGAAUGUUGUACUUAUGUCCUGGAAAACUCACAUGACGUUAACAAGCAUGUCCUGUCGGCCGAACAGGCUUUCGAGCAGUGGAAGGCCCAGGAAAGGGAACCCACGGUUUUUGAUUCCCUUUGGAGUUGGUUGCCCGACCUAGGAGGACUGGGGGGUGGCCUUGUGCGUCUCCUCCUCACAGGAGUGGUGCUGUGCCUGGUCACCCUCCUCCUGAUUGCUUGUUUUAAAAUGCUCCUCCGUAAGCUUUGUGCCCCCCGUUCCCCAAAAAUCCCAGCAUACCCUCUCAUUGAUAACCCCAGCUCCAUGGCACUCAAUCAUAUCUUGUCCACAGAAUAUGAGAAAACUCAGACAAAAGCUUGUUGAGUAUUCACAAAGGAGGGAGUUGUUGGUGUCACUAGGCAUCACCCUAGGUAACUCGGGGGGGGUGGGGGGGGUGGAAGGCCACUAGUGUCAAUGAAGCCUUCCUGCACUAGGCCCAAAAGAACCAAACUUCUCCCAUGUUUAAACUCUAAUCGACCUCACAAGCCAGGUGCAAUUGGAAUGUGUAAGCAACCAGUUAUCUGUGUGCAACCCCCUGCUCAUACCGGCACCAAGUGGUAAUAAUGAGGCCUGCAUGUUUCUGGCUGAAGGGAAAAUAACAGUUCAAAGGGAAAAAGGACAAGAUAACGGUUUAAAGAAGUUACUAACAAGCUAGACUUAUAGCUGCCAAGAAUGACUUAACUGCUUAAAUGUAAUUGCUAUUUGCUUAGUAACUGUUACCAGGGAAGGGGGGGGGGGGGUGAGGUUUAGCUGCAAAAAUGUAUAAGAAGAGAGAAACUGCU
Molecule: messenger RNA, 2821 nt
Organism: Malaclemys terrapin pileata
Lineage: Eukaryota; Metazoa; Chordata; Testudines; Emydidae
Exons: 2
Coding region: 6-683 (225 amino acids)
Source: RefSeq, a predicted model, not a curated record